Molecule: messenger RNA, 3633 nt
Organism: Orbilia oligospora ATCC 24927
Lineage: Eukaryota; Fungi; Ascomycota; Orbiliomycetes; Orbiliales; Orbiliaceae
Exons: 2
Coding region: 1-3633 (1210 amino acids)
Source: RefSeq, a predicted model, not a curated record
AUGGAAUACGAACUUCGACCGGUAAGAGCCUCUGCCCAGCAAGAAAAAUCCGGAGAAAUCUACCACCAACCAACACCAGCUUCACCCUCGGAUGCUAGCAUCUCUCCCAUCGAAGGAAAUGUCGUCUCCGAAACUGCGAGUAUCCGUCAGCAUGAUAAAGUUGUGACAGGAUGGAUGCCGCUCGUUCUGCGCCCCUGGUCCCUCUUUAUAUUCCUACUCGUCUUUAUUGGAAUCUUCAUCACCUUGAUCGGAUUGUAUGUGAGGUCAAAACGGGAGCAGGGACUCAGCAAUGAACGGGAGAGUAGGCAUUAUUUAUGGACCUACGGCCCCACUGCCGUUUUCAUCGUCUUGGCAGCGUUCUGGCGGCACCUUGACUACCAGGUCAAACUGCUUAUGCCAUAUGUUGAACUCGCGAAAGGCCCGAAGCACGCAAAGCUCACGGUUAUGCUGGAUUAUAUAUCCCCUUUCCAACCUGUCGCAUUUUGGUAUGCGUGUAAGAAUCGACACUGGUUGGUUAUUCUUUCUGCGACUGCGUUUGCAACAUUAAAGAUUGCAGUUAUCUUUGCUACAGGGUUAUUCAUCCUGCAAGGGACGGCGUUACAAACUGCGGAUAAAGACUUUUUAAGAUAUCAGAACCAGUUUUCUGCAGUGGGGUUCAAGCCUGAUGUUGAUGCCCGUGCCAGUUUAACGGUGUUUGGAGUCACUGCACUAAACCUGUCCUACCCGGCGGGGACGAGUCACGACUUUGCAAUCCAAACCUUUCGCAAUUUUGGUAAUGUACCACUGGAUAAUAUUGCGUCCAUAUCCGUUCCAGCGGAUGUAUUCUCCGCAAAGCUAGAUUGUCAGCCCGCCCGGUUGGAGUGGAUCGACGAUAGGGAUCUGGUCAACGAGAUAACACCAUUAUCUCAGUUUUAUAAUACAACCGCGUUCGUCCCGGGCUGUACACUGAAAAAGAUCAGACUUGAUGCACCAGGCUGGUUGGGGAAUGAUACGCAGCAGGGGUACUAUGGAAGGGUCCAGAACUCGACUUGCCAGGAAAUACAGGAUCCGGUUGCUGCGAACAGACUUUUCGUCGGUAUUGCAUAUUCAACCCGAUUCAACUACCUUAAUAGCCUGAAGAAUUACACGGCCUUCGUGUGUACUCCCUCGUAUACAAUUCAGAGAAAUGAAAUCACAAUACCACACAACCGUCUCAACGAUUACUCUCAGAUAUCCAGUUUGCGACCGCUAAGCGACGCCUCAAGUAUACCGGGAUUCACAUCAAAAGACCUUACAGAUGCGGUCUACGCGGCACUCGCUGCAUCAUACAGCCAACUGAAUAAUGGAGGCUGGGACAAGACAUUUGACCCAUUCUUUACGUUGAUGUCCGCAAUACAACCUCAGUUGAACUAUACUGCUUUCAUGGAACCAGACAUCCUCAAACCGGCGGCCGAAGAUCUUUAUAUGACCCUCGCAGCCCAGAUCGCAGGUAGUUCGCUUACGCAGCCAACAUCUGAUACCACUAUCGUCGAUGCCACCGUCUCAAAGAUUCAACAACGGCUUAUCCUUCGGCCCGUGUCGGUUAUUGUCAUGGAAAUAAUUGUGGCAAUCUUGAUAUUCAUUACAAUCCUCCUGAGUGUCAUGAUUCCACGGCAGGGCGUCGCACCACGAGACCCUAGCUCCAUCGGGGCGGUAGCUACCAUUCUCUCCCGCAGUAGGUCACUCGAGCAAUCAUUAUCCGGAACAUCCAAUCUCUCCGAGAAGGACCUCGAAAACUGGCUGCACCGCUACCGCUUUUAUUCAACCGUAGAAGCCACCUCUAGUGGUCGAAUUUUCAAAAUAGAACUAGCGGAUAUGCAUCCAGACUCGGGUGAUAGACAGCGCUACUCCGAUGAAACAAAGCUUCCCGAACCCGCUGAGAGAAGUAAAUGGUGGAAACCACUCGGUUUGAAGUGGUGGGUUAUAAUUCCACUAGUGGUCUUUCCUAUCGCUAUUAUAGUCGUCCUAGAAGUUCUUUACCGAAAGUCUGUUCGGGAUCAAGGGUUGGCUUACAUCCCUGAUGGUGGAUAUGUUCACUACACUUGGGUUUUCGUCCCGGCAUUCGUGAUGGUUGUCAUUGUUACGUUAUUUAACAUGCUCGACUAUGCCACCCGAUGUAUUGCACCAUAUCAAGCUAUGCGUGCCGACAGCACGGUAGCAAGUCGUGGGAUUUUAUACAAUCCUAAUGGAAAACUAACACUCCCCGCUCUCUGGUUCGCCAUCAAAGAGAAGCAUGUUACAGUCAUCGCCACCACAUUUGCAGUCUUAAUCGCCCCGGUACUUACGAUUGCUGUGUCCGGUCUCUUCUACUCACAGUUGGCGGCCAACGCAAGUACCCUUACAGUACAGCAAGAUACCUGGUUUAACGUUUCUUUCCCAGAUUACAAUGUCAAUACUACGGAUGACAUUAUUUCGAGUUUAAUCGUUAGUGGGAAUCUGUCAUAUCCCCGAUGGACCUACGAAGACCUCGCAUUUGGGGAACUAUCCGUGUUGAAUGAUACCACAGAAAAAAUGGAUGCUGCGGAUAGCGUUACGGUAUCAGUACCUGCUGUGAGGUCGGCGUUGAACUGCUCUAUUAUCCCUCGGGAAAGGCAUCUGGAGCUGCGGUUGGGGCAGGAAGAAACAAUCGAACGGGGCCAGAAUCUAACAGAGCUGCCAGUAUGGGUGAAUAUCAGCAUGCCGGACCAAUGCGGAAAUUCGGGGACGACAUCCAACAAUAUCACAUGGCUGACCGAUUUCAUCGAGCACCCGCAAACUGGAUACUUUGGCCACGUAGUACCUAUCUCUUCAUUUGAAGGCGAAAACUGUCCGAAGCUCGCAGUGUUCUACGGUAAAAUGAACAACAACAGAAUCGCGAAUUUCUCGACAUUGUUUUGCAGUGGAUACACGCAGAGCUUGGAGGUGGAGACAACUUUCUUGUUGCCCGACUUCAUGAUCGAUACUACGACACCUGGCGUAUCCCCACCUAAAAGGAGGGAGGAAACGGCACGGUGGUUUUCGAACCAAUCCGUUUCUAUCGAAUAUAGUUUCGCCACUUUGAAGGCCGAUUCAUCAUCUCCACAUAUUUUCGACGAUUUUAUCAGAGGUGUGGUAUAUGGAAAAAACGGGAUGCCACCGGAGGAGCUACUGGAUCCUGAAAGGCUUAUGGAAGGAACCGCAUGGCUAUACGCCGUAUCUGCCACACAGACACUAAACCAGGACACCCGAAUCCCAAAUCCAAAUGGAGCCACCAGGAUUGAGGGCGUGAGCAGGACUAGACCAAGGUCGAGACUAGUACAAUCGCUCGUGUCAACUCGAGUAUUGCAAGUCUUGCUCGCAUUUAUAAUGUUAACGACAGUAGUGGCUUAUAUCGGUGUCAAAGCCCGAGAAUUAUUGCCAAGGGAGAGUAACUCCAUUGCCACCGUUGGCGGGUAUCUGGCGGGUAGUGAUGUCCUGAGACUCGUCCCAGACGGCGCGGAAUGGGGCGCAGGUGGGAAAGGAGGCGGGACUGGCAGCGAAGAAGUCUUCGCAGGGUAUAUGUUUGGCUUCGGGUGGUGGGAAGAUACCGAAAGGGCGGGCAGGAGGAGGUACGGGGUGGGGAUCGGGAGAGGGGGCGGCAGGACUAGUCCGAGUUAA